Protopolystoma xenopodis is the source of this 615-nucleotide messenger RNA. NCBI's taxonomy places the organism in Eukaryota, Metazoa, Platyhelminthes, Monogenea, Polystomatidea, Polystomatidae. The record is from the annotation of a GenBank genome assembly.
AUGUCAGAUUUGGUUCAAGCAUAUCUAUUUGUUAAAAUGAACUGUAGAGAGUACCUGGACCCAGUUCAAUUGUUUGGGCUAGUAACUUUCCGUCAGCCGAUGGCGAGAGUUUCUCAGACCAAAACCCAAACCAAACCCACCAGCAGAAAGUCUCUUCACAACGCCGUUUUACAAGACUCAAUUCAGUUUGCCGCGAGAAGUAUAAACUGGGGUCUUGCUCACCCUAUAACUAGCAGUAGCGCAGGCGAAGUCUGCCCACCCAAUCAGCAUUCCGUCAGCUCUGAGUAUUUGAUCACUAACGUGAAGCAUCAUCUUCGUUUGGUACUCUUCUGGCCUGCUAACAGCUCAGGUGUUACAGGAGAAGCAGGCGGACUGAUCAACCUAGCUGAAAUGGCUAAUCGUUUGCCACUACUAAUUUCGGCUCCUGUGCAUACAAAUUACUUGGAGGCAUGGCCGCUUUCCGACCUAGAAGAAGCAUCUAUUCAACUGAUGAAGACGAUGCUGAUAAACGAGGUAGCCGAAAAGACGUUAGCCAGUUAUGGGCGAGUCUGUCGACAAAUACAUCUGAGAUCGCUGGAGCUGAGUCUUCGCUCCUUCUUUCUUGUUCUGGGUUAA